UAUUGUCCAAGUUCUCCACUCCCGCAUCACCGAACCGCCAACUUCGUAUCUAGUUUACGUGCGUUUCGUUUCGUUUCGUCUUCGCUUCUCCGAUCGUAAUGACUUAGAAUAGUAUCCAAGCAUUCGGGCCCAGGCUGGGAUUAUCAGCAUCCUGCUUGUCCACUCGCCAUUGCCGCCUCUAUUCCUGCAUUAGCCCGAAGCCACCGAGCCACCGAGCCACCGAACCGCCGAACCACCCAUUUAUCAAACCAAGACUCCUGACUAUAGCCACUUCACGAUGCCGGCCUCCUUAGUUGUAAAUCUUGGUGCUGGAUAUAGAUAGCUUCGCCUCUCUGCUGAACCGGAGACGCCAUAUUCAUCUCGCAGAAGGGAGGGCUGCUUCAUACCACUGAGCCAGCCUCCGGCCGCUAUGACGGACUCCAAUGCAAACCCCCUUCCUCGCCCCAACACCCCUGGGCGGGUCGCCGCCAGGACUUCCAUUCCGCCAUCUUCCAGUAGUUAUGGUAGCUACGACACCGGCGAGCCGAGUACUGCUGCAAAUCAACCCUAUGAUACAUCGGUAGAUAGCACAUCCUUUCGUCGAACGGCCCUUCGUAGGCCUCCAGACCCGAGCCCAGACCCGCAGUCUGUUCAUCAUGAAGAGCAGAGUCGAGACCAUGAUACACACCGAAGGCUUCGACUUCCCAAGCCCCGGCCGAGUGGUGGGUUUCUUCUAUCGAACAAUAUCUUGGGCCAAAGCUCCAGCCUGGAGACUAGGCAGCGAGACGGUGAUCGGAGGAAGUCUCGUAUUCCUGUGGACAGUCGCACAGCGAAGAGUCCAUUCAGAUCUUCCGAGCAUCGCAGUCCUUCAGAAUCCACCGGUCCCAGAAUUACACUAGAUGAAAAGGAAAGCACAAAAGCACCACCAGCACUGGUGUCCAGCGGCGCCGAUGCUCGAGAGAAAGAGGAUAGGCCGCAUAGCCAAAUGGCUCUCAGGCGGAGGUCCAUGAUCCCGUCGCCACGACCGAGUUCGGCCCCAUUAGAUGUCGACUCGAAUCAAAUAGUAUCAAUGGCUCUCGACUUGAGCGAGUCUAGGCGGCUAGCGUCAAGAAGAAACAUUUCAACCCCCAACCCACCUCGCCUCGUUCAGCUCCCCGAUACCACUGCUGGACGUAGUCUUAAGCAGCAUCUACAGCAACAAAGACGGACCUCGCGCAACAUAUCUCCGAGAGCGGAUCGGAUUCUGUCUCCGAGAAUCGUUUCAGCACCCAGGAUUAGCAGCCCCUUGCAACCUGCUUUCGAGCAUGAUGGCAGCUACACCUACCACUUUUCGGCUUCGACGCUGGAUCGAGCUCAAAGGGCGAAGAAAUACCUGGAGCUUAUGGCUCAGUACAGGAGACUUUUCUCAUUUCUACCUCCUUUGAAACAGAAUACCCGAUCGCGGCCAUCUACUGCAAAUCCAUUGACAUCCCCUAACUCUACAGGCUCACCCCGCGAUCCUGUUCUUACCUCUCAAAACCAAGUGUUGGGUCGUCCUUAUAAUCCUCUCCAAUAUAUUCGAAACCGAAAGAUCCGCACUCGCGAACGCAAGGUCAUAGACGGAGAAGCUCAGGGAUUUGGGGAUAUAAUUAAAACCACGGACUGGGUUGACCAGGUUGCGAGUUUCGCCGCAGUGUCGCCUACUACUUCCCGCCGGCCGAGCUUGCCGCCAUUUUCGGCCGCAGAUGAACACCUAGCACAGCAGCUUCCAGCUUCGAGUCUUCCGAUGCCAGUCUCGACAUUGACUAAGCCCAAAAGGCCUAGAUUUGACUGGAGUAUCGACCCAGCAGACAUGCUCGCAGAUGUAUAUUGGCUGGAACAGGAUAACAAUAGGUAUCUCAUCGAAGAUCGGCACUUUACAAAGAUAUAUACACCCGAGACAGCAGUCUCUCAACCAAUCGUCCUAGAACUUGAGCCUAGCCUUGCCGUACCCGCACAUAUAGGAAAUCCGGAGGCCAAUGACAGCGACCUGCCUCAACAGGACAUUAACCGUUCAACAAAUACAGACAUAGAUACAACAUUAUCAAGCAGGAGAUAUCGUGCUCGCCAGAAACUUCAGGAUCUAAGAGCACAUCAUAGACACAGCUAUUCUACUCAUUCCCAUCAUGACUUCCUCAGACUCCGACGGAGCUCGUCAUCAGAUUCAUCUGAUAAUGAAAGUGAUCGCCGUAGAAGAGGUCGUACCGGGACCAUCAGUGCUAGUGGCAAAGAUUUGCUGGAGAAGCAGAUGAAUGAUAUGCUUGCAAAAGAAUCCCAAGAUGAGCAGGAACUUGUCGCGGGCGUAGUCAAUCACAGUCGCCUCAAACCAUUACCGGCUGGAAUUAGUGCCCCUGAGGGAAGCUCUCAAAUCUCUCAUCUGGGCCACCGGCGCACAAAAUCACAUAUGCAAGGCACCCAGCAGGCGGGCAAAGCUCUAACAGAUAAGCCAACCCAAACGCCGCCAUUGAAUUCUCCACGUGCGAGCUUGGAAGUACCUAGUGGCCCCUACAGGUCUUCUCUAGAACUUGAUUCCCCUCGGCCACCCGUAUCUGAUGUGGUGCUAAGGGGUCGUCAAAAUGGCUGGGUUCCUGCUAUUGGAAUGGACCUUUCACCAACAGUUAGUCGCCCUAAUUCACCGGCGCGAAAACCAUUCUCGAAAGUAAAGAGCAUAUUUCGAGAUCGCAGCCGAGAUCGUGAAGAAAAUGACGACAGGGUUAGCAGCCCCGUUGAUUUAACUGAAACACCCAGCAUAUCUCAAAUAGCUGAAGAUGCGGCCCUGUCCAUUCAGCCUAUCCGGCGCCAGAGAUCUAAGAGUUCGACUCGUGAGUUCGCUUUAAGAGCGGCACACGAAAGUCAUAAAUCACAUCGAAGCGUGGGAAGCUUAAGCCUUAGACCUGAUGAACAAAUUGGGCUUCGGACUAUCUUCAAAGGAGGUGCCAAACUUGAUGAUAUGAUACGUGGUGGCGUCUCAAAAAUGACAGAUCUUAUAUGGAAGAAGGACUCCGAUUCUUCUGACUCUUCAGACGAUGAUUCUGAUACCGAUUAUCGCAGAGGUCGGCCUACAAAGUUGUCCUUACUAUCUCCAGUGAGCUCAACACGCCACGAUGACAGCCGCCGCCCAGCGAAGAACUACAUGGAUAUUAUGCCAAACUUCAAAUCGACGACGGAUUCUAUGGACAGGUCCGUUUCUCAAAACAUUGAUACCUCUUUGCAUCCAGUCUCUUCACGACCCCCCAGCAGAUCACCCCGCUUCGACCAACUCAAACCGCCACGUAUUGAUAUUCGUAAAGCUUCACCUGAGGCAUCCGAGCUUGAGGAUGAUAAUGAUAGACAUCCCCGAGAGUUUAUCGACCCAACUUCGUCUGAAACGGAUUCAUAUUUCCACGACUCCGAUCAUCUCAUAAACAGACCAAGACAGACGUCAAAAGAGCUUCAACACUUUCACUCCAGAAAUAACAGGGAGUCAUCUGUUUCCCAUUUAGAUAACGGGCCGCGCGUAUAUAGCCAUCGAAACUGGGUCAUCCCCGACCUCACCUCGUUGUCUCAACAUGCCCUCAUCUCGAGACGUGAGGUAGCCCGUCUACGCACAUUGAUUCUCUGUUCGGGUAUCAAAGCUAUGGAAAUUUCCCGCCGCGCAAAUGAGCCCCUUUCUCUUUUCGGGUCAGAUAACAUGACGAUGGGCUUACAGGGCAUGGGUCUAAACCGUUUUGUGCCAGAUGAAAAACGUCAGCUGCAUAUGCCGCAGACGGAGCUUUUCCCUGCCACCGCUGGUGUUCUCUCCCAUAAUAUCGAUCGCUCUAUUGAUAAUUUCGAGAAAUCUGCCUCUGAAUUCUCAAAAGAUGUGGCACGUCUCCAACACCAAGUAGACAUGGUUCACAAUCGCGUCGCUGUUGAGUUGAUGGACAUGACACAUCACGCUGCUGAUGAAGCUGAUGAAUUGAGCCUCGACCUAGUAGAUUAUCAACGCCUCAAGGUCGAGGACGCCGUGAACACGAUAGAUAAUAUGUUGAGACAGCGACGGCGGCGUUUCCGUUGGGUGCGCAGGGCCGGCUGGUUAGCUGUUGAAUGGGUUCUUGUCGGGUUUAUGUGGUAUGUCUGGUUUAUCGUUAUGAUUACACGCAUAAUACUCGGUGCAGGUCGAGGCGUCGUCUCUGUUAUUCGAUGGCUUCUUUGGAUUUGACCUUGCUGCACCUUGGAGCUUCCUAGCUGUUUCCACGCUAGUAGACCACAGUCUGGCGACCCAUUAUCCUCUACAUUUCUUUACAUGGGGCGUUUAUGCCACCCUUUCAGAUACCCUGCCUCCCUUACCAGUAUCUCCUUAACAAACUAGACCUUUCUAAU
Molecule: messenger RNA, 4338 nt
Organism: Xylaria bambusicola
Lineage: Eukaryota; Fungi; Ascomycota; Sordariomycetes; Xylariales; Xylariaceae
Exons: 1
Coding region: 410-4177 (1255 amino acids)
Source: RefSeq, a predicted model, not a curated record